Blastocystis hominis is the source of this 2259-nucleotide messenger RNA. RefSeq lists its product as hypothetical. NCBI's taxonomy places the organism in Eukaryota, Bigyra, Opalinata, Blastocystidae. The coding region runs from base 1 to 2259 and encodes 752 amino acids. Gene Ontology annotation, biological process: mitotic chromosome condensation. The transcript has 5 exons. Gene Ontology annotation, cellular component: condensed chromosome; condensin complex. The record is from RefSeq and is a predicted model, not a curated record.
AUGUCUGAAGAAUACCUCCAAGAAGAAGAUAUUGUGUAUCGUGUCUUCAAUGAGAUUCAAGGAUACCCAAGGAAGGUAGCUCAGUUUUCAGAGAUUUUGGCGGAUGUAUAUUGCCAUAAUGCCGAAGAGUUUGUUAAACAGUUUUCAAAUUGCAUGUACACCGUUAUUGGACACAAAGGCACUGGAAAGGAAAUGGAGAAUCUGCUUUCGUUCGUUGCUACAGUAGUGAGUCGUUGUAUUGGCAAUCAGCAGGUUCCCAAUUUGUCUCCUUUGAUUAUUGAAGAUUUGCUCACAUUUACUAAAACAAAGGACCGCUAUGUUCGUCAACGUUGUCUGAAAAUAGUAAACAUGAUUUUGGUAAAGUCAAAAGUCCUGGAUUUGGAUGAGCGCCUUUUGAAAAAGCUGAAACAAGUGUAUAUUGAAAGAAGCCGAGAUAAAAUUAUUGCAGUUCGCUCUGCUGCAGCCUUAGGACUUUGCUCCCUUCAGAACUCCCAGACUCCCGACACGGAGGUCCUAACCACUCUAUCAAAGAAUUUCGACUUUGAGCCAACUGCCCAGAUCCGUGGCAUCUACGCUGAACACAUUUUCGUGCAUCCGAUCACAAUGGAGUGCAUAGGACAUCGCCUUCGCGACGAAGAUAUAUCGGUUCGUCUGAAUUUGCUGCAAAACCUUGAGAAACAUUCCAUCAUUCAGCAGUUUUCCAUCCAGCUCCGCCAAUCGGUGAUUCACUGCCUGCAAGAUCGGAACGAGGUGAUUGUUCAAGCCACCGAGAACAUUAUUCUGAAUAACUGGGCGAAGCACAAUUCGCUCUUUGCCUUAUUGUCGCUGAUCGAUGUUGAAAGUGAUGAACUUGUUGGGGAAUUGCUUUUGAACAGCGUUUUCCUGCACGAAUCGAUCGAUCGAUUGGUCGAUUUGAAUGGAAGCGACUCUUUGUCUUUGGAGACUUUUUACGUGUACAGUCUGGUUCGGUUUCUAUUCGAGCAAAAGCGAGAAUCCGAAAUCGACCGCAUCAUUCCGGACAUCCCUUCGUUUUGUGAGAAAAUCAAGCAGAGUUUGCUUCGAUCCAACGCCGACGAAUCAUCCCAAUUCCAAUAUUUGGACAUCUCCGACGAUAUGUGUCGUUCCCAUAUUCUCAAUUUAAUCCGUUUUCUCUUUUCUUUGAGCGCUGAAAAUCGAACCGAUUUGAUUAUCAACUUUGAAAACGUUCACAUUCUUCUUCAAUCGCUGCUCAACCGAAAUCUCUCUUCUUUUGUCAGACUUGGAGGAGGAAAUCGAGCACGUUUCGCAAGACCAGCGGAUGCUUCUCGCUCUUUACAUCAUUCAAAGCACUUUCAAACUCAUCUCCUCCAACGCGUUUCAUCAGCCAGCCCUCAAUUCGUUCUUCGAACAGGUCAUCAAACCGAAUCUCCAGUCCACCGUUUCCACUCUUCGCUGCGAAGCCGUGAAAGGAUUGGUUCUUCUCGGCAUUAUGAAUCGCGUUUUUCUUUAAUUCUCUCGUUCACCACCCAGGAAAUUUCCCUUCAAUACGCGUCUCUUCUUCUCUGCAUGGUUUUAGAAGAGGACGAGAUGCCUGAAGUCCAGUGCGUGGCGAUGAAUGGACUCACCGACAUUCUCAUCACGCACGGCGAGUUGCGACUGAGCGAAAGCCAGGAAUCGGGACUCGGGAUCUCGAUCGAGGAGUUCGUGCAGGGUCUCAAUCUGUACAUUUUCCAUUCCAACGAAGCGUUGCAGAACGUGGCGUGCGAAUGCUACUGCAAACUCUUCAUUUUCGACAAGAUCCGGUCCAUUCUGUGUCUUUCGAAUCUGCUUCUCUUGUUUCUUUUGCCUUUCUUUUUCAUUAUUUUUAGGCUUUUUGACUCUGCAACGCAUCGAUUCAAACUUCAUCAAAUCCUCUCUGUGUUCUUCCCCUCCUUCUGCAGUCCCGAAAUCGACCGGAAUUGCCUCUUUCUCGAAGAGGCUGUGGUGUUUACGCUCAAGGGCAUCGCGGAGGCAGGCAUUCCGGAUCGCUAUUCCAUGAUCUCCAAGAUCGGCCAGUUUUUCAUUUUAUUGAUGACGAUGGAUUUACGUCAAUCCGAAAAACGACAUUUUAUAGCGAGUAGUGACGAAGAGCCGAAUGAUGCGUCGAAUGGCGAGGAGGCGAAGGGAGGCUCGGAGAAGGAGCGAUCAAAAGAGUAUCAUCGAUGUGUGAUGGUUUUAGUUGAGAAAAUCGUCGAGCUGUGCGAUUCAAAAUAUGGUUUUAUUUUUGGAGGAGUUGUGUGA